Pristis pectinata (smalltooth sawfish) is the source of this 3535-nucleotide messenger RNA. RefSeq names its product solute carrier family 25 member 42 (gene slc25a42). The coding region runs from base 367 to 1317 and encodes 316 amino acids. The record is from RefSeq and is a predicted model, not a curated record. The transcript has 9 exons. Lineage: Eukaryota; Metazoa; Chordata; Chondrichthyes; Rhinopristiformes; Pristidae. Gene Ontology annotation, cellular component: mitochondrial inner membrane. Gene Ontology annotation, biological process: transmembrane transport.
AGCGGUGGGGGAGGGCAGUCUGGCCUGAGGAGUGACUGGUGAACACCAACAGUGAGGAGGAAAGGAGGGGUCGGUGAGGGUGAGGGUGGUGGGUGUGGCAGAUCCUCGCCUGGCUGGGCUGGGUAAUAACCUGGGGCAGAGUAAGGUUGAGCCGUCACUGAGGAUGGUAGGUUGAGGUUACAGCAGACAGGCUGAGAGAGUGGUUUGCGAAAGGGCUGCCCCAGGAACCGCUCACUGUAAGUCUGCUGCUGCCUUGAUGAUUCCUAAAGCAACAAUGCCAAGAAGAACCUCUUCCUGAUUGAGUUCAAAGUUCUUCAACUGGACUCCUAUGAUCCUCGCUGCUCUGUAUGUGUGAGGAGUAUUGGUAUGGAGAAUGUUGCAGAGAAACCUCUUGAAGCUGCUCCUAGUCAAGUGAAGGAAGUGAGAGGGAAGCAGCAAAUCAUUAAUUCCCUCAUCUCUGGGGCGAUCGCUGGUGCUGUAGCAAAGACAACAGUGGCACCGCUGGACAGAACCAAAAUAAUAUUUCAAGUGUCUUCAAGCAGGUUCUCGGCUAAGGAAGUUGUGAAGCUGAUUUACAAAACCUACCGGAAGGAAGGCUUCUUCAGCCUGUGGCGAGGGAACUCGGCCACCAUGGUCCGCAUUGUCCCUUAUGCUGCACUUCAGUUCUGCUCUCACGAACAAUUCAAACACAUUCUGGGAGCCUACUACGGAACCCAUGGCAGGCCGCUCCCUCCCCUACCACGGCUGCUGGCUGGUGCAAUGGCAGGUAUUACUGCCACCACACUGACCUACCCACUGGAUCUAGUGCGGGCACGAAUGGCUAUAACCCCCAAGGAAAUGUACGGUAAUAUUUUGCAUGUUUUCAUCCGGAUAUCACGAGAAGAAGGAGUGAAGACGUUGUACAGUGGAUUUUCUCCCACAAUCCUUGGAGUAAUUCCUUAUUCUGGGCUCAGCUUCUUCACUUAUGAAACGUGCAAGAAACUCCAUGCAGAGUACACGGACAGACUGCACCCAUACCCCCAUGAGCGACUGGUCUUCGGAGCCUGCGCUGGGCUGAUAGGUCAGUCAGCCUCCUACCCACUGGAUGUCGUGCGGCGACGGAUGCAGACGGCAGGAGUGAAGAGCCACAAGUACAGCAGCAUUGUGGAAACCAUGAUCCAGAUCGUGAAGGAAGGUGGUCUAAUUGGUGGCCUGUACAAGGGCCUUAGCAUGAACUGGAUAAAGGGCCCCAUUGCUGUGGGCACCAGCUUCACUACCUUUGACCUGAUGCAGAUCGUGCUUCGCAAAUAUCAGGAGCACCAUACCUUGCAGAGGUAGUAACUCAAAGAUCCGGGAUUCCGGAAUCUGAGAACUGGAUCAAAAUAAUCGCUUACACUAAAGUGUCCAGAAUGGGAAUUGACAUUUAUGGACAGGUAUUUAUCAGUGGGAGUAACAGUGUCCCAUACAGUGGAGGUUGGUAGUGCUGAAAUAGCAAUUGAAGCACAUUCCACUGAGCACUGUCAAAAUAACCUGAUUUAAUAUUGAUUGUUGUUGAGGCCUCUCAGUUGCCUGCUUUUCAAUUUAAAGUUGUAAUGGGUUAAAAUAGCUCUGGAAUGCUGACUGCAUCCUGCACGGCUUCCUAGCAGCUCUGUGGGAGAGAGUGGCUCUUCUGUUGGCCCAGAUGGGAAGGGAAGUGUGCACUAAGUUGUGCACGGUGGACUGCUCCAGUUUUGUCUCCAACAGAGGGAUGAGGACUGGGAAAGUGGAGGGGAUGCCUGUUCCCUAAACCCUCUCCAGGGUGGUGACGAUGUGGCCACCCAGAGCAGCCGCUGUGCUGCUCUGUCCCGAAGAUUGAUUGCUUGAGGAGAGGUUACGCAGCCAAUGCCUUCAGGAGGGAAUUGGGGUUUUAAGUUAGAAGGGUUUGCAGGAGCUGUUGAAACAGAUUGAUGCUAGAUCUCUAACUGCACUUUUUUGGAGUUUUAAAGUAACUUCUUUUGGCAUUUCAACCACUUGCAUACUACCUGAUCUCCUGUGAAUUGGAGGAUGUGAUGUUUUUCUCUCCUGAAGGUGGUAGGGUUGCAGGGUGAGCUGAGACUUUAACUCUCUUUGAUUCAUUUACAUCGGAACAAGCAGCGAAUAUUAUUGUUUUGACUCCCUUCUCUCACUUGUGACAAAAUGUUUAGUGUUGCCAAAUAUUCAUCUCUCUUGGCUGAAAGGUUUGCGAGUAAUUGCACUAAUAACUUUAAAGGAAAGCUAUUGGGAUUUGGUUGGCUCUUGACCUGACCCUGUUUCCCUGUGUAGAACUCUAACUCUGAGCCUUCCAGGAAUCAUUAGCAUCCUCUCUUGCCUAAUGACCACCUUGAGACUCUCACCAGCUCACCUGACUGUGUGUGGCUGGGCUGUUCCGCCAGUCUUGCUGCUCUUAGAGUCUCUAACCAGACACUCUGACCUGGAAUGUGCCUUCAGGUGGCUGUGGAGGAUGAGGAGGGAGCUGGGGUGGACUCUGAUCCCAUUCACUGUCAGCUGGCUGAAAAACGUAGUCAAGGCUGUUAAAGGCGUGGGGUGAGGAAGCAGUGGGUACCUGCUAACUGUGGCUGUGCCGGCAGCAUUGAGCUGUGAACUUCAGGAGCUGAGGGUCACACGAAUGCACACUCUACUCUUGCAUGUGAAAUGUGUGGCUGCUCGACCCCGUCCCUUGUGCUGAAGGAGCCGUGUUGUCAGUAACCCCCUCUCUCCCGUCUGUAUCUGCACGUGCCGUUCACAGCCUUGGGUCAUUCUGAAGCCCUUUAUAACCAGUGAAGUACCUCUGUACAGUCACCAUUGGCAGGUAAGAAGCUGGCACACAGCAAGAUCCUACAAACAGCACCAUGAAAGUGAACAGAUCUGUUCAGUUGAGGGGUGGAUAAUGGUCUGCAUUCUGAAAAGGCAAAGGCUGUACCUCCAACUGUGCAGCACUCCCUCACUGCACUGUCAGCCUGGGUUUGGUGCCCAUCUGGAACCUGGUUUGAGCCCACAAUGGACUGAGGUAGGGAUGGUUUCCCUGAGCCACAGCAGAUGCUCUGUCAGGGAGCUGAUCUGGGUGAUUUGUUUUCUACAUAGAAUGGACCACAUCUCAGGAGCCGGGAAUGAGGGCCUGUUGCAGGGGCCUUUCUCCCGUUAUGACCAAUGGUCAGUGAACAAGGCAUCAGUGGUGCCUGCAGUAACUCAGUGACUCCAGCUUCAUGGGCACCACAGUCCAGUACUGCACAAGUGCCACCCUGGGGAGCUUUAAAAAGUUCUGCUCUGAGGGUACAAAAGAUUCUGUGCUGUGAUUUUGAAGAGAAGGUAUUAACAUUAACACCAAAAACUGUGCAUUUUAUCUCAUGGCUGUGUGUGGGAUCUUGCUGUGUGAGCUGGCUGCUGUGGUUCCACAUUGCAGUGGUAACCACCACCCAGAAGCUGCUUGUUGAGCUCAGGGUCCUGCCUUUUCCCUGGAGUGACUUCAAUUCAAAGUGUUAAACUAUAGUAAGUUGUUUCAGUGAUUUUUGUUAAUACAAAAUAAAAUUAUUUCAGUAAA